Molecule: messenger RNA, 1359 nt
Organism: Penicilliopsis zonata CBS 506.65
Lineage: Eukaryota; Fungi; Ascomycota; Eurotiomycetes; Eurotiales; Aspergillaceae
Exons: 2
Coding region: 1-1359 (452 amino acids)
Biological process (GO): dephosphorylation
Molecular function (GO): phosphatase activity
Source: RefSeq, a predicted model, not a curated record
AUGGUCCAUCUCUACGACUAUGCCUCCUUCUAUCCGAAUAUCUCCGCCCCUGGAUGGCUUACCGACGCCUCGCUGGGCACGUACGGGGGCAUCUUCCACGCCCCCGCCCAGCAGGCCAGUCCGCCCUCGUUCGGCGCCUACGCCUACUGUUCCAUGCCUCAUCCACGGGAGGAGGACUACUGGCUGCCAGAGCCGGUGGAAAACGGCUCAGUCAAGGCCGAGCUGGUCUAUCUCGAGUAUCUGCAGCGACACCAUCGCCGCACGCCUUACAACAUCCUGCCGGGGGGUGAGAACCAGCCGUACGACUGCGACGACAUUCACCCGUAUCUCUACGCUGGCUCACCAUUAGAGGAGGGUCCGAUCAGAGUGUACGCAGACACGUACAGCGACUCGGCUAAUCCCUUCCUACAUGACUAUGUAAACGGCUCCUGCCAGUACCCGCAGCUCACCGUGGGCGGCCUGCUCGACGCCUACCACCAUGGCCGCGAUCUGUGGGCCGUGUACGGCGCCAGACUAGAGCUACUGCCUGCUUCGCCCGACGGUUCGUCGAUCUGGCUGCGCAGCUCUUCCUCGCCCUUGACGCAGGCGUCCGCGGGGGGGGUCCUGCGCGGGAUCUGGCCUGAGUAUUCUGGCGCCCUGCCGCUACACCAGCAAGCCGCUGCCAUCGACACGGUCGACAGGGGGUUCCCCUGUCCUGCGCGGGAAGCCGUGCUGGACAAGAUCCAGUCUUCGGCGGAAUGGGAGGCCGCGUUGGGUGCGACGCGAUCCCUGCGCGAGUCUCUCGCAGAGCUCUUCGACGCCAACACCUCUGCGUGGAUGUCGACCUUUGACCACUUCGCAGACAACUUCCAGGCACGGCUUUGUAACGGAUAUCAGUUACCGUGUCGGCGUGAGGAGGAGGAUUCCUCUUGUGUCACACAUGAGCAGGUAGAGGCUGUCUUCCGCGCCGGCGACUGGAUGUGGGACUUUUGGUUCCGCGCCAGCCAGGAUGCAGCCCGGUACAUCACGCUCGUCGAGGGGAUGUUCAUCGGCGAGAUCCUCGCCCGGCUGAACGCCGUGGUCCGUGGCGAGCAGGAUCUCGUAUACAGCCAUACUUUUGUUCAUGACGGCGAUGUAGGGCCUAUUCUGGGCGCUCUGGGGAUUACAUCCUUGCGAUGGCCGGGGAUGGCCUCCAACAUUGCCAUUGAAGUUUGGAAAUCUGAUGGGCUCUUCGCUCGCGUGCUUUACUGCGGCCAUCCCAUCCAGACCGUGCAUGGCUCGCUGGACUGGACUCCUCUGGGAGAGUUGAUUCAGAUUCUACAGCCUUUUGUUCCAGAGGAUAUCGUGAAGAUGUGUAAACAGAAUAUUGAUAAAAGGUGA